AUGCCUUCCACAUGGUCUGUAUCAUUAGAUAUGCUUUUAAAAACAAAUAAUAUAUUUUAUCAAGAUAUCACAAUUGAUGAUGAUGUUAUUAUACAAUCCUUACAUGAAAAUGGUUCAAUUAUUUAA
Dentiscutata erythropus is the source of this 126-nucleotide messenger RNA. The record is from the annotation of a GenBank genome assembly. Lineage: Eukaryota; Fungi; Glomeromycota; Glomeromycetes; Diversisporales; Gigasporaceae.